AGGACGUGCAAAAGACGCGUUGUGUUCACUUGACGAGAUCGAACAACAUAUAGUCAACAUGGCCGUCACCGCAACUCAAGAGACAUUCGAGCACCUGCUGAGGAGAGGACCACCCAAUGGCGACAUUGCCUCUGGCUUGGACGAGCUGCGAUACAAGAUACUGAUCGACGGCUUACCUAGCAAAAGUGACGGCACGUCGGAGCUGCGCAUGUACGUAUGGCUCAUAUUGCUCAAUUCGCCACCCAUCAAGACCGAUGUCUAUCUCGACCUCGUCCAACAAGGUGCUUCGCCAGCAUACUCUAAAAUACGCAACGACACAUUCAGGACGCUUGCUACCGAUCCACUGUUCAGAAACCGGGUGACGGAAAAUAGCUUGACUAGGGUACUCAAUGCAGUCGCCUGGAAGCUUCAGGACGCGCAUGAAGCGCGAGUCAAUGGUUGGCUAUCUCCACCCACAAUGACCAUGGACGUUACUGCGAGUCCCGACAACACGGCGCGCAGCAGGAGCUCGGUGUCUGGAACGCAGGACGGAAGCCAGAUGGGAGACAAGACGGACUACGUAGGCUAUGUUCAAGGCAUGAACGUCCUCGCUGCCCCAUUCCUCUACGCAGCGAGAAGUGAAGCCGAGGCAUUCACCGCGUUUGACAGACUUGUGAGCACCGUCUGCCCGGGCUAUAUUCGGGGAAGCAUGGAAGGUGUGCACAAGGGUUUGGCGCUGGUAGACGAGGUCCUCCAGAUUUGCGAUCCCAAGUUGUAUCAUUGGCUGCAGCAUAAAGGCCUCCACGCGUCUAUCUACGCAUUUCCAUCCGUGCUGACGAUGUGUGCUUGUACCCCUCCUCUACCGGAAGUUUUACAACUGUGGGACUUCCUUUUCGCGUACGGGACGCACUUGAAUAUCGUCUGUAUCGUGGCUCAACUAGUCUUGAUACGUGACCAGAUUUUGGGCGCGGAGAGCCCUAACCAAGUCCUUCGCUCCUUUCCUCCACUUCAAGCCUCGAAGAUAAAAGCGUUGGCAAUCAGCUUUGUGCCCCGGUUACCAGAAGAACUGUACAACCGCUUAGUCGAGCAUGCCAAAUGAGAAAUAUCAUUAUGCCGCAUCUAACUUUUUUUUUUAGCACGUCACCGCCAAGUUGGUUGCACACGCGAAUAUUUAAUAUGAUUACAUCGAUGAACAGGAGCUGCGCAUGCAGGUGUCAGACCUGUUGCAUACCUCAAAAUAGUUGCAGAGCUCCGAGCAUAUGGGAGUCGGUAAAUAACCGGAAAACCCAGCUAUAUCAGGCAUUUAUAUUAUUGCAUCGUCUUUUGGGGAUGUGAGCAUCAAAGCCGGUAAAUGUAUUGUGACAGUACUUCUCUUUGAGGGGAAAGUGCGAGCGGCAAAACGAAUCCAGCUGCGAAUUUGACGCAAUUGACAAAAUUGCACCUGAGCUUUUAUUUUUCAUUUCUGACUUCAGUCUAAUGAAGUAACUGACAAUUCGCACUGCAACAGCCACUUCGAAGUCAGACCGAGACCAUUCUUUUGCACUGCAGUUUUUUGAACUAAUCACAAAGGAAAGCCAGGUCCGUGGACACGGCGAGCAUUCAAACUAAAUCCGAUGUAACAAAACGGCUGCGCCAACUGAGAUCAAUCUAAGAAGAAUUAUAUAUAUCAAACAUAAGAAACAGCGGUAAUCAGGCUGGUAUUUACAUUGGCUUGCGUGCCCAGCCGCUCAAAUACCUCCAAAAGGCACCGGUGUAAGAGCCUUCCUCAAGUGCUGCAGGAACACCCUCGAGAAGGCGAUCGGCUUCACGGCCCAUCUCCUUAUGCAGCUUAAGCAUCCAUCGUUCCCAUGCCCAUGAGCCGACCAGGCCAGAGAUAUGGCUUGCAUCUGCGGUAGUGCCUUGCCGGCCGUCAGCCUGAGCCAAGGGCAAAUUCAACCAAGCCCGGCGGACUUGUGCGAAUCCUGCACGGCGGAGACGAGGAAGCCACAGCUUGGUCGGCGCUGGAUCGUAACCACGUGUGCGGAGGUUGAAGCAGAACUCGACGCUAGUGGCGCAAGCCUGGUUACCACCACCGACAAUGUCUGCGUCUAAGAGGGCAAACUCGAGAUAUCCGCCUGGAGUGAGGACUCGCAUGCACUCGCGGAGGACAAGGUCAUAUUCGUCUCUUGAGCGACCAGAUGGUUUAUCAGUUUUCAGGAGCGUCAUCAAGUUACGGGCGGAGAUGACGUGGAAGGUGUUAUCGGCAUAAGGAAGGGUCCACAGGUUCGGCACAAGCUUAGUUCGGUGGUUGGGUGGCCCCUGUAUGGCGGGAUUGACGGACUGGUCGUGAGCAGUGUAUACUGUAGUAACUGUGCUGGACGGGUGCUCAAGCGCCACCUGCCACGCCCAGUCGCAGGAAGCAAGGCCACCAAGGUCGAGGACGCGGCCGUUUUCGAUCUUUGGCAUGAGCUUGCCGGUUGGGCUUGUGAGAAGGGAUCCACCAUUCAGCAUCUUUGUAGCUUCAAGAUUCCACGCGAUGGGCCGAAUCUCUUCGACAGCACGGCGCUGCCUAAGGGUAGCAGUGACAGCCUCAGAUUCUUCGGUAAAUUCCGGUCCAAACAUGUCAGAAGCCGGGCGGCGAGCCUCUGGCUCCUCCUUCUCGAUUUCGUAUUUGCCAUCGAGACGGCUCAAGUGGGUUGGGAACAGGCAUCUGCGAUCAAGGCGAAGCUUGUCGGUACGAACCUUGCGCUGAACAAAGGCAUCUUGGGGGCCUUUGCUCGAAGCGUAUUGUUUCGCAGCCUUUACAAAAAUGUCGCUCUUCUCGACCUUAGCCUGCUCAACCGGAGCCUGUUCUGGCUCUGGGUGAACGUCUUCAGCGAAGCGGACGGACUUAGGGGUCGGGAGAGAAACCGAUACCGCCUCCUCUUCAACAGUCUCUGCGAUUGUUGAGACAUGCUGUCUAUGGCUAUGGAGGCCACCAGAGGAGCUGUGGAUCGACAUAGAAUCGUCAGCGACAUAUCUCUCCUGCUGUUGAAGCCACAUGCUAGUGCGGUCAAAGUUACAUUGACCCAUAGCCUGAAGCUCCUCAGCAUAGUUGUCCUUGUACUCCGAUGAGUCGAACUGGGAAGACUCGUUUUGCGGAGCUGGAGCUGCAACUUGUGGAGAAGCAAGUGCAAUUCUACGAGCGGUUGGAGGGCCCUCCGUGAUGUUAUCAUCGACGUCGUACUCAAUAAUUCGCUCGUUCAUGCUCUCAGUCCAUGGUACGCCGUAAAAGCGCUCUGCAAUGCUAGUUGAUGGAGCAUCUUCCUGAGCAUAGAGCCAUGUAUUGCGCGAGGAUGGAUCCAAAGUGGAGAAAAAGCCGCCCGGGGAUGGAACAGAUAAUGCAGAAAGCUCGGCUUCAUCCGCAUCGGCGGGUUCGAUCGUUACGUCAAGAGCUAGAGAUGGACGCUGCUCACAUAUCUCUUGCAUCUCGCCCACAGCUUCGACUGGUUCCUCUAUUUCCUCUUCAACAUUGAUUGCCGUAAGCGUUUGAAGAGCCUGAGGGUGAAGCUGUACGGGCGUCGACCAUUCACGAUCGCUGCGAUCCAAAUCCGGAGUCGAUGGGCAGCUCAGGCUAGACAGUUCCUCAGAGGUGAGACUGCCAUCAAGCGAUGGGGCACUUGACGUGCUGGCCAUUGGUCGGGUAGCAAGAGCAGAAAGCAUCCUUGGGUUUGGUGAAACAAUCGCAGGUGAUCUAGUAUUGGGGGAAAGUAGUGGAGCGUGAAUGCUCUGUUUUUGGAAGUUUUUGAAAUUCUGGAUGGUCGGCCACGCAGUUGGUGACGGAAUAACGAGAGACGACAUGCGCUUUUGAAGUCGGGGUGUUGGUUCGCCGUUGCCGUUGGUCAGCUCGGAUGUGAAGCUGAUAGAGAUCUCGCUUGUAUCGUCGUCGCUCAUGUCAUACAAGUCAUCAAAGGCAGUCUGCGGUUCCUGCGGUGAGUCUUCAAUGAAAGUAGUUCGGUUGUGGUUUCGUUCCCGACGAAAACCUGAGAAUCGACUGGCGGGAAGGGUCUGGAGAGUAGCCAUUGAAUUAAG
Molecule: messenger RNA, 4029 nt
Organism: Verruconis gallopava
Lineage: Eukaryota; Fungi; Ascomycota; Dothideomycetes; Venturiales; Sympoventuriaceae
Exons: 3
Coding region: 59-1078 (339 amino acids)
Biological process (GO): activation of GTPase activity; negative regulation of septation initiation signaling
Cellular component (GO): mitotic spindle pole body
Molecular function (GO): GTPase activator activity
Source: RefSeq, a predicted model, not a curated record